UUUGCCCCUCAGCUACUAUUCGCUUGCUUGAAGCCACUCAGUUUGCUUUCACCAGCCAACCAUUUAUUGCUUGCUGCUCCUCACUCUCAUCCCAUCAAAGGGCACUCUGCAUCUCCCCAGUUUCCAAACCAAGCUUUGAGCAAGUCCAAAUCAACAUGAUGAUUGCAACGACAUGCCUUCUGGUCACUUUAACAAUCUUAAUCCAUGGACAAGUUGGUAACUCCCAUGUCGCCACCUUUCGUCAAGCAACUGACUCGUUAAAGAGUAGUAACCCAAGAAUCUCCGUCGGCGAAAUGAAUGAUCCUUUGGAAUUCGAUGAGGGUUCCGGAAUAAUGGAAGCGAUGAUAAAUGUGGGCGAAUGUCUCGGAGAUGGCAAUCAGAUUUUUGGGAUUUCCCUGCCAAAUCCGAGUGGAUGUAAUAUUUUCCAGACCACUGGAUUUAACAGUGGUGGAUAUCCAAAUAAUUCAGGAUCUUCUUCUCAAUACAAUUGCAUUUACGUCCUUGAGUUUGAGGCUACCGCAAAUGGAACGGUGACCGUUAAAGAAAAGGAUUUUCAGUUCCAAGAAGACUUAAAUGGAUUUUGCUCGGAUCAUGUAACCAUUAGUAAUGUUAUCGAUGAACAGCAAGAAAUCGACAAUAGUGACUCCGAGGAUCUAAAUACAGGUAGAAACGUCGUGAAAUAUUGUGGCACGAUUACAGAAGACAAGAUCCGCGAUUUCUCUACCGAUGAACUUGUCAUUCAAUUAAUCGCCGACAACACGGAAAACGGCAACGGAGCCGAGAUUGUUAUAUGCAUUGAUUGAAAGAGUUGGGGGUCAAAAACCCGUUUCUAUGUUAUGGAACCUUUUGAACUCUGAAGUGAUGUUUGGUUUAUUUGGUUUUUCUUUCACUUAGACCGACUUCAUGGUUUCGAAAAUAGAUUUAAUAAAUCCUUUGAGGGUCCUG
Molecule: messenger RNA, 945 nt
Organism: Tigriopus californicus
Lineage: Eukaryota; Metazoa; Arthropoda; Copepoda; Harpacticoida; Harpacticidae
Exons: 4
Coding region: 156-803 (215 amino acids)
Source: RefSeq, a predicted model, not a curated record